Messenger RNA from Clonostachys solani, 2208 nucleotides. The record is from the annotation of a GenBank genome assembly. Lineage: Eukaryota; Fungi; Ascomycota; Sordariomycetes; Hypocreales; Bionectriaceae.
AUGGCUACUCCAAGCGUUCCAGAACAGCCACUACUUGUGAGAUUACGAUCAAUCUGGGACCGUGCCAAAAGCCUGCCUCUAAUAACUCGGAUUUUGACCUUCGUAUCCGGCUCCGAUACAGCCCAUGAUCAGGUCCAAGAAACUCUCCGGGAAAUGAUCAACCGUACUCGGGAGACGGACGGCGCGAGAAAGAACUUGAAACGUUUACUCUCGGAGUAUAGCUUAUUUAAGGACCGUCGUCUUUUAGAAACAGAAAGUGUCGGCGCUGAAAUUUCUGCUCUUAACAGACUAGCAACCCAUUGGAUUUUGACUCCAAAAGGGCCGCCAACAGCACGUACAGUGUUUUGGUCCCUUGUUUUAAUCGCCAUCUCAGAAGAUGAACGAAGGCAUAUGUUCUCUGGCUGGGCAGGUCAGCUUAUCGAUAGACUCAGGGAGACAAUUCCCAAUACUUUGCAGCUCCUGUACAGUAUCAAGCUUCCCAGAUCAACGAGCAUAAUCUUACCGGUGACUCACAGCGUCUUGUCUGAGCAGCCAGAUCCUAGAGACCUGGGAUCACUGAUUUCAUUCAGCCUCAAAACCAAGGCGAGUCUACAGGGGCGUCUAAAUGAGAUCCAUCUGCAGCCGAUGUGGACAAUCCAGUGCUUAAUUUCUCAUUACUGGAAUACAGAAACACCAGAGUUUUUAGGCCACAUAGCUGAUUUUGAUGUCCAUUCUUUUUCCCACCCCCCACCUCUCAAGCCUUACUCGCUUCGACCAACAGGGAAUGCAGCUAGUCGGCUUCAGGACGAGAUAUACUGGGGAGUGAAUCCUGAGAGUGCAGGUAAUAUGGACCGGACCUGUGCCGAGAAUAAGGUGUUCCUCUAUUGGCAACGCGAUGUGACUCCCUACACGUCUGAUAUCACCGUGUAUGUCUGGGAGCCACAUAAAUCUCUCCCGGUCCCGGAGUUUGCGAAGGUCGAGUAUUUUCCAGCCACAUCGGAUAACGGACAGCCACGGCUUUUGAUCCGAUUCCGUUCAUGUCAUUCAACAGUCCUGUUCUCUAGUUUGAGAGAGAAGAAUAAUGAAACUUGUCAUGACGAAGACUGGGAUCCCGAGAGGGAGGUACUAAUUAAUAUCCUCUGCGUUUUCUCUACGAUAAAGGAAGACACGACCCGCUUCGUAUUUGCAUGCCAUAAACAACUUCAUCUAGUUCACAUUAUGAUCCGGCAAAGCCCAUCUUCAAGCAAGAUGAGUUUCUUGAAUCAUCUUGAAGAUUGCAUAAAUGCAAGCCACUCCGGAAUAGUCCAUGCUCAAGAAGUGCUCCAAGCACUGUCUGAGUGGAGUCAGACAGUUCAAAGCCAACUCUCAAUCCCUGUGAAGGAUGAAUCAAAAGUCUUGACGCUAAUAUCAGCCUUGAAGAAAGACUUCGAAUACUUCAAAACGCAGCUAGAGCAAAUCAAGGAACGUGUCAAGGAAGACAAAGAGCUUCUACGGUCUCGCUCGCAGUCGGUGCAGGAACUGCGGCUUUUUAGGCUGACAGUCUUGGCGGGUGUUUUCCUCCCUCUAUCCUUCACUACUAGUAUAUUUGGCAUGAACAUACAAAGUGACGUAUUGGAAGGUUUGCCUGGGUUAUCGGAAUGGACAAAGUCCUCACUCCAAGCAGUGUCACUAGAGUCGCGAACUACAACAGAGAUCCUAGCCUCGGUUACGAUAACCUCCCAGCCUCUCAGUUUCACAUGGAAGACAUUUGGAAUCACUGCAGCUUGUUUACUACUUACGCUUCCACUGUCACUAGCGAUAGGUGCAAUCCUACGUGGCCUGGUAGGAGGUGUCACCGUCUCGGCUGAGUAUUGGCGUGCCUUGAUUCUGAUGAUUGGGCCCUUUUUUAUUUACCUUACAGUGUUUGGAAACCAGCUCAGUUUCGCAGCUUGGGUGCUUUCCAACACUAUUUUCGUCCUUCUCCAGGUAGGGAUGUUCAUCCGUGCUUGCAAGAGGCAAAAGCGUCGGAAAAUAUGGGCUGCUCUCAUCGUCGUGAGCGCAAUGAGCUAUGCAGUGAGUCCACCAAUCGGCGGUGUUGGCAUAAUGUAUAUCCCGUGGGCUUUGAUCCUACUCACUUUGUUGGUAUUUGGUUUAUCGGCCAUUCUACGUCAGCGACGAUUGAUGGGUAGACAGCCAAUAUCGGAGGAGGUGGAAAGUGGAGUAUACGGAUUAGAGUUGAGGUAUCUCUGA